CAUGGCGGCCGCCCGGGUGCUGCGGGCCGGUGGCUGUUACCGCCGCCACCCCCUCGCCUCCGCGUCCUCCUCCGCCUCCUCCGGCAGCGGCCGCGCGGCGGAGCGCGGGGAGCGGCCGGACAGCGUGGGCCUGGGUUUCCGUCCCCCUCCACACUCGCACAGUGACUGGAUCGGGCCCCCGGACAAGCACUCCAACCUGCGCCCUGUCAUCUUCUACGUGCCCCCCGAGGAGUCGGCGCUGGAGCGGCGCCUGCGGGAGGCGCGCCAGGAGGCGCAGGCCAGCAACCAGCGCUUCUGGGCACGGCACAACCGCGCCUUCCGCCAGGAAAAAGAAGAAUUUAUUUAUUCAAGACUGAAAGCCAAGGGUCUGGAAAUGAGAGAUGAAUCAGGUCAAAAAGCAACACUGAGUGCAGAAGAAAUGGCUGACUUUUACAAGGACUUUCUAAGUAAAAAUUUAAAAAAGCAUUUGCAGUAUAACAGUGUCUAGUAAAAAAGUGAUCAGCUUUUGAGUUUGACAAGGCAUAAAUUGAUCACCAGUCCUGGGUAGAACCUCAGCUACAUCUUGGUGAACCCACAUCCAACUCUUCAGAGCAUCUCCUGCCUUGUUUCAGUGUUACUGUGUGUACAACAACUCCAUAAACUGGACUGGGGAUCUGAAAGGGGGGAAAAAUGACUUACAAACUCACAUACCCCUGCAGGUAGCUGUGCACACUUGAAAAAGGGCUAGAAGUGAGGGAGGAAUGGGAAGGUGAAGGAAGACAGCACUUAAUCCAGGAAUGCUGACCACUGAAUGUGAAAGCACAACUGCAGUUUCCUCUCUGUACUGGAUUGGGAGAUUAUUGGGCUCAAAUAUCAGGUGUGACUGGGUUUCUUAUGGCAUAAUGCUAGUGAGAGUUCUGCCAUCACUGCAGCUGAUCUGUAACCAAUGGUGGCUUAAGUUUCUUUGUAUAUUGUCCAUAAACCAUAAAACACUGUAAAAUCCUGUAAGAACAAUUUAACUCACAAAUAUUUAAACCUACACAUCUUAAUUUGCCCAUGGAGGGUCAGGGGGAAACCUCACCAUAAUCCAAAACAACAGCAUGAAAAGAUGCAAAAUAAGAAAUUGUUUUUAGUGAAAGGAUUGUCAAUACAUUGCCUAUAAUUGAUAAGUGGGAAUGCAAAUAGUUUAUCUUAGAACUGGUUUCCAGUUGCCAUUGUUGUAGUGACUUUAGGAUAGUAUCCCAUCUUCAGGGGAAGAAAAUUCAGGCUUUGUACUUAUAUAUGACUUUCCUUGCUACUGACUUGGAAAAUCAGAUUGUGUUGGCUGCAUUGUUGUAGUUUCAAAGUGGAACUGCACAGCCCUGAAAACAGCAGAGCUUUUUACAGGCAGUCUGAUUUUGAGGGGUCAUAUUUAUAAAAAUCUGUUUAUGCAUUUAGCUGUAUGUUCUUUUGCAGUAUUGCCAGCUGGCCUGAAAACUGGCAGCUGAAGUGUUGCAACUUCUAAAAUGUAGUUAAAAUUGAAGCAAUGACUGUGCAUAGAUGCCUUGAAUAUUUAAUUCAGGGUACUUAGAUUGGAAAUAGAGUUUAGUUUUGGAAAAAAAUUCAAGAAGGAUAUAGAAAAUUAAACGUGAAAGGGGAAAAGAAACAGUUGCAAUGCUGGCAUGAUACUUUUAUUUAACAUGACAAUUGAAGGGGUAGCUCAGUGCUGCCUGUCAGUGUGAAUUUGGCUGCUGUCCUCACUGAGAGGCUGCUAUCUGAGGCUUAUGUUAGAUCGGUGCAUGCAAGGUUUGCCCCAGACAUCUCAGGAGAAGACCUAAAUCCUAGUGUUCUAGUUACAGAAUUCUAUGUAUCCUAUUGCUUCUUGUGAGCAUUUUACAACAUGGAAGUGAGAUUCUUGUUAGAAACUAGAAAAAAAAUUUGAUAUUAUUUUAAUUUGUAACAGGGGCAAAGAACUUGAAGCAAGUUUGCAGACAGAGGUUAAAAAGGGCUGAUGCAGACUAUACUGUGAAUAAUUGUAAUUGGUUCCAGAAGCCAUGCAUGAUUAAUAAAAAAUUGUUUAAAGAUAUAAAGACUAACUGACAAUAUUAAAGGCAUUAUCUUUAAAAGAUACUGCAAUAGAAGGGUAAUGUUGGGUUAUACAAUUAGCCUUUGAAGUGUGAUUUGAUUUUAUUUUUUGCCACCCUUGUAUGAGACCAACUCUGCCCUUUUUAACACAGGCACCUUUAUCCACACACAAAUUUUACCUGAAGCACAGCACUGGCAGGUAGUCCAGAUAGCUUGCUGAUCUGCUUUACUUCUGAAACAUGAGACAUGGGUUUAACUAUUGUAUCUCACCUGAUUUCAAAUGCAGUUGCAGCCAUGUAAUCCAUGUGCAGUCUGCUCCUGAAUGUGGAUAUACACAUAGACUUUUUCAUAGGUUAUUUAACUCUUAGUAGGCAGGAAAAGGGUUUCCACAAAGAACACAAUUUGGCAAUGCCAAAGGAUAUUUUAAUAUAAUUGUGUAUUUUUUUUCCUGUUCUUGUUCUGUGUGCUGAUGAUUUUCUUGGCUUUGGAA
Molecule: messenger RNA, 2533 nt
Organism: Melospiza melodia melodia
Lineage: Eukaryota; Metazoa; Chordata; Aves; Passeriformes; Passerellidae
Product: cytochrome c oxidase assembly factor 8
Exons: 5
Coding region: 2-487 (161 amino acids)
Biological process (GO): intrinsic apoptotic signaling pathway
Cellular component (GO): mitochondrion
Source: RefSeq, a predicted model, not a curated record